Clunio marinus is the source of this 684-nucleotide messenger RNA. Lineage: Eukaryota; Metazoa; Arthropoda; Insecta; Diptera; Chironomidae. The record is from the annotation of a GenBank genome assembly.
AUGUCGAGCUCAGAAUCUGAUAAUGAAGAAUUAAAAAAAUUUGCAGAAUCUUUAGAUUCAACCGUUUUUAGUAACAAACUUUACGGAAGUGAACCCCAAGAAAAAGUUUCAAAAGAAAACGAAUCUGAAAAGAACUUAAAAUCUCAAAGACAUCUCGAUAUUGAAGAAAAUGUUUUUCACAGUGAAAUUAAUGUGUCAUCAUCAAUGCAGAAAUUUAUUGGUGAUAAGCUUUCAAAGUUAAUUGAAAACCGAAUUGAACUGAUCGAAGUUAAAAUGAAGAAAAAUCAAAACAACGACUCGGAAAUUAUUGAUAAUGUGAGACUUUUAAGUGGAUGCACUGAGCCUGUAAAAUAUCUUGAAGAACCUGAUGACAUCAAUGUAGACCGAAAGAAAAUUCCCAUAAAAAGGAGAAUCAUCGAGGAAGAGGAAUUGAGUGACACUAAAAAAAUCGAACUUGCAGCUUCAAAUUUAAAGAAUUUGGAGGAAGAAGUCAAUCAAUGGGAUAGAAAAACAAAGAAAAAACCUUUCGAGUAUAAAAAUAAAAAUGGCAUUGGAUACUUGAAGGAAGAACUGAACGAAUUCACUAAGAUUAGAAACAAAAAUAACUGGAAUGAAUCGAAAAUCAAGAGUAAUAAGUUUCAUAAUUCUUCUAUGUGUGAUACAGUAAAGAAAAAAUCUAUUUAA